Messenger RNA from Hypoxylon trugodes, 1771 nucleotides. Its product is annotated as DUF367-domain-containing protein. Gene Ontology annotation, molecular function: rRNA small subunit aminocarboxypropyltransferase activity. Bases 163 to 1398 code for a protein of 411 amino acids. Gene Ontology annotation, biological process: maturation of SSU-rRNA. The transcript has a single exon. Lineage: Eukaryota; Fungi; Ascomycota; Sordariomycetes; Xylariales; Hypoxylaceae. The record is from RefSeq and is a predicted model, not a curated record.
GGGUAAUUGGAAUUGCCCCACGCUUCGUCAUUCUAUCUCAUCUACGAGAAUUUCAUUGUUUUUCUCUACCUUUUAAUACUCGUAUAUUCUUCCUUCCUUUCUUCCUUGUCGCUUUUACUACCCAUAUCAUCAUUUUCAAAAGGAAUAACUCAAGCAUUCAACAUGGUUCGACACAAGAAAGAUAAAUUCUCAUCUCGAGGUGGAAAAGGUCGCGGAAAUGGCCCAACUCGACCGCGCCUCGCCGACGAUGAUUCCGAACAAGCGAACUCUUCCCAACCCGCCUUCAAAGCCGCCUGCUGGGACUUGAACCACUGCGAUCCGAAACGAUGUUCAGGAAAAAAACUUAUCCGACUUGGCCUCAUGCGCGACCUUCAUAUUGGCCAAAGACAUAAUGGCGUUAUUAUUACACCUAACGGAAAACACAAGAUCUCCCCCGCCGACAAAGAAUUAAUGGAACAAUAUGGCGCUGCUGUGGUCGAAUGCUCCUGGGCGCGAACGCAAGAAGUACAAUGGAACAAGGUCGGCGGAAAAUGCGAAAGAUUAUUGCCGUACCUCGUCGCUGCGAAUACUGUCAACUACGGCAAACCCUUCCGACUUAACUGUGUCGAGGCUUUGGCUGCAGCAUUCUACAUAUGUGGUCAUGCCGACUGGGCAGAGGAAGUACUGCGACCGUUUAACUAUGGAGAGUCUUUCUUGGCUAUCAAUUCAAAGGUACUUAGGAAGUACGCCGCAUGCGCCGAUGAAGACGAGAUUAUAAAGACAGAGAAAGAAUGGAUGGAACGAUUAGAGCGGGAACAUGCCGAAAGCAGAGAGAAUGCUGAUGAUGACGAUUUAUGGAAGGGUGGAAAUGUUAAUCGUCGAGCUAUUAUUGACUCCGAUGACGAAGAAGAUGAAGAUGAAGAUGAGGACGAUGGAGAAAAUGGAGACGAAAACGGGGAUAAUGAUAGCGUCGACGGCAUCUACCUUGGGAAGAAACCAGAACAGUGGCCACAUCCCGGAGAAAGCGCGCAAAAGCCGAAAGAGGAGAAGGACAAUAGGGAUCCCUUCCAUAUAUCAGAUGACUCCGACGACGAUGCUGAAAUGGAAGAAAUACGUCGUAAGGUUCUCGCGUCAAAACCAUUCGCCAACUCCAAGGAAGCGGAUCACAAACCCAAGCCACAAGCAAUACCUCCACCUCAACCGCAAAGGUAUCACGUCGACCCCGAUGCAGAGCCUGAUUCGGAUAAUGGGGAAGAUGAAGAUGAAGAUGAAGACGAUGAUGCGUUUGAUAACAUUAUCGACGCUACCCCUAUUACUGAUAGGAUAGGUCUAACAAAGCUUGAGAAGGAAAGGUCAAAAGCAAAUGUCAUGAGUCGGACAUUCUCGUCGGGCUGUGCGACGGCGCCGAAGAGAUGGUGAGUACAUGAUAAAUAAAAAUGAUAGAAACCGUACCCGGUCAAAUGAUGGCGUAUCGUACGCCUUUGCUGGCGUCGCUGGUACUUGUGUCUUCCUCGAACAUGGGCGCGAGGCACGAAAAUUGUCUAUUCGCUAAAUAAUUUGGGUGCCCGACGCUCCAAGCCAUUCCAUUCCGGUUCGUACCUAGGUAUAAGCCCGAUUCCUACUUACAAUACCACCAUGAUUAAAGGUAAGUCUCGAGUCAAGGUGCUAUAGAUAUCUACCCUAAGAACGUACACAGUAAGUGGAUGCCCGUGUAAUUGAAGCCAAUUGAAACAUGUAUAGUCUACGCCUCUACUACGAUUUUCUUUCUCUUAAUAAACACACUAAAAUGCCA